AUGAAAAAUAAAAGAUCAAUCAUUUAAGAACAACAACCAGAUCAUGAAUUGAUUCGUAAAUUAAAUGAAAUCAAUUUAUAACCAGCAGUAUAAGUAUAUAGAAUGUAUACUUAAUUACAUACAGUAGCUUAAGCAGAAUAAGUGGCUGAUUCUUUGUCAUCAAUAGAUUUCAUAUAGAAAUAAUGUGAAAAGAGUAUGAAAGUUAGAGAUUUUGCUAUGUAUGCUGCAUAAUUUUUUAAAUAUGAACAUUACAAUUUUGGUUAAACAAUAAUGAAUUAAGGAGAUUAUGGAGAUAGAUUUUAUCUGUUAUUAAAUGGUGAAGUAGGUGUAUAUAUGAAAAGAUCAAAUGAAGAUAUUGAAAAUGAUUUAGACUUUCUAACUUAACAAAAUAGUGAUACUAAUAUUGGUGUAAAUAACAAUUUAUUAAAGAAAAAGAAAACAGUUGUUUUGACUUAACAAAAUAAAUAUGAUUUAGCUUUAAAAAUGUUAUAAGAUAAUAAUAUGUAUUAUAAUAAUGGAGUUCCUUUGUUUAAGAAAGUAUGGUAAUAUUAUUCAGGUUAAUGUUUUGGUGAUUAAGCACUUAUUCAUGAUUAACCAAGAUCUGCAAGUAUAAUAGUAGUAUCAGAAGAAGCACAUUUGAUAUCAAUGAAUAAACAUGAUUAUAGAUUAGUUUGUGAGAAAUAGAUAUAAGAAUAAAAUGCUAAUGUAGAUUAUUUUAUUAAAUUAUUUAAUGGAGCUAGUAAAUUUACUGUUACUAAAUUUAUUUAAAAUUUAAGAACUAUAUAAUUUUCAGCAUAAGCAAUAUUAUGGAAAGAAGGAGAUGAACCUAAAUUUUAUUUUUUAAUUUUAAAAGGAAGAGUAUAAUUAUAUAAGUAUAUAUCAGAAGGAUUAAUAAAUUAAUUUACCAGUAAAAAGAAAAAGAAGAUCAUUUUAAGUUAAUUAUCAGAUAAUUCAUUUGUUGGAUAAGAAGAAAUAAUAGAAUCACUUCCAUAUAGAUUAUAUUCUUGUUAAGUGUUAGAUAAUACAACAGCUUAUUUUAUGGAAGCUAAUGAUUUUAAUAAUUUAAAAAAGAAUUUUCCAGAUAUUGUUAAAAUAUUGAAAGACAAAAGUUCUUAAAUUUCUGAAUAUAUGAAUAAUAGAUAAAAUAAUAUAAUAUCUAUAUUAUCAUAACAUGAAAAUAAAUAAAAAGAAUAACCAUAAUUGUUAAUUACUGAAAGAAAAACUGUAUAAGAAAUAUUCAAAGAUCCACAUGAUAGACCAGAUAAGAAUGAUAUUCGAUCAUAAAAACCUAGAAUACUAUUAUAAACAGAAAUUGCUCAUUAAAAUAAGUUAUAUCAUUAAAAGAAAUAAUAAACUGAUGCUAAAACUAAAUUUUUAAUGGUUGAUACAAAUUUAAUUGAAUAAAUUAGAGAUAGAGUAUCUAGAAAAAUUUGGACUGGAGCUGAAAAGAAAUAAAGAGUUAAAACUACUAAUCUAGAAGAUAAUUAAAUUUUAAUUAAUAGAGUUUAAAGUGCAAUUAGUACAAAAUCUAAAAAAAUGUAAAAGUAUGAAUCAUUUGAAACUGUACUCUAAAUUACUUCAACAGAUCCAUAUUUUACAUCUCCUACUUUUGUAACUUCUACAACUAAUACUGCUGUACCUCUUAUUUAAAGAUCUUGGAAUCCAACUAGUAGAUAAUUAAAGGCUAAAUUAAGAAAGACAAUGAGUUGCAGUCGAAAUACACUUCAAACAAGAUAAACUGAAAAUGAUGAUAUAUUUUCAUAAUUUUAAUCUCCUAAAAGAAUACAUACAGCUAAAUCUACAUAAAGAAAAAUGUAAAAUAAUAUUAUUAUUAUUAUAUAAGUUAUUCAGCUUUUGGAUCUCACAAAAAGAAUGAUCAAUAAAUAAGUUUUAUAUGA
This is a messenger RNA of Paramecium primaurelia, 1898 nucleotides long. NCBI's taxonomy places the organism in Eukaryota, Ciliophora, Oligohymenophorea, Peniculida, Parameciidae. The record is from the annotation of a GenBank genome assembly.